Coffea arabica (coffee) is the source of this 1176-nucleotide messenger RNA. Its product is annotated as limonoid 7-O-acetyltransferse-like. Lineage: Eukaryota; Viridiplantae; Streptophyta; Magnoliopsida; Gentianales; Rubiaceae. The record is from RefSeq and is a predicted model, not a curated record.
AUGUCUCUUUCCCAAACUUUAACUCUCUAUUAUCCACUUGCAGGCGUCUACAAGGAUGAUUCAUCCAUUGAAUGCAAUGAUAAAGGAGCUCUAUUUGUCACAGCCCAUGUUCAUUGCAACAUCAACGAGCUACUAAAUCUACCAAAAUUUCAGCAGUUUCACAAGCUUGGCACCUCUUCAAAGUUCCAUGAAGAUGGUCCUUUCCAAGUUUUUGUUCAAUUCAACACAUUUUCAUGUGGUGGGGUUGCGAUUUUCACGUGUUUCUCUCACAUGGUCAUUGAUAUGACAACUAUCAGUGUUUUCCUGAAAUGUUGGGCUGCAAUUUCUAGAGGUUCUCAAGAUGAUCAAUCACCAGGUCAUCCUUAUCCUCGGUAUGAAUCACUAGUGCUUUUCCCUCCUAAAGACUCUGUUCCGCUUGGUUUCUCGGUGGUGGUCAAGGGAUCCUUACUCAAAGAUGGAAGAAGUAUACGAAAAAGAUUCGUGUUCAGUGCUCCAGCAAUAUCUGAUCUCAAAGUGAAAGGUUCCAGCAAACGCGUACCGGAUCCUACAAGUGUUGAAGUUGUGUCAUCUUUCAUCUGGAAGCAUGCAAUGGCUGCAGCAAAGGUAGUAAAGGGUUUCCAACAGCCAUCAGUAAUAUUUCAUGCAGCAGAUUUGCGAAGAAGAAUGGUGCCACCUCUACCAGAAUAUUCUGCUGGGAAUAUUGGUUCUCCAAUCGUUGCAGAAUAUGAUAAGAUUGAUGAUUUGGAGGUAAAAUUCGGAAGAUUAGUGAAAAUACUAAGAUUGGCUAAGGAAAAAAAUAAGGAUGAAUUUGUGCCAAAAUUACUUAGUUCUGCAGGGUUUGAUAUGUUGAUUAAGUUUUUGGAAGACUGGGGAGAAAAGUGCAGUAACAAAGAUUUAAAUACUUACCAAUUCAGCAGCUGGUGCAAAAUAGGAUUAAAUGAAGUCGAUUUUGGCUGGGGAAAACCAAUUUGGACUAGUUUGGUAGGUGGUACUGAGGUAGAAUCCAUGUAUAAGAAUUUUGUGGUUCUUGUUGAUGGAUCAGAUGGUGGGAUUGAAGCAUGGUUGAUAUUGGAGCAAAAGGAGAUGGCUGUACUGGAAAAUGAAGGGGAGUUCCUUGCUUAUGCUUCUCCAAAUCCUGGGAUCAUAAUAUCUUUAAAAAAAUUUAAAUCGACAUAG